GUAAAUUAGGCAAGUGGGUUUGCCCACCUUUUUUUAAUUGAUUAUUUAUAAAUAUUUUUUAUAUGAUUUUAAAAGCGAUAUUAGGAGGUGUGGGGGCAAGUGAUAAGGAUUGAGGAUGCUCUUUUUUUAAAAGUAAACACAGUCCCCUUAAAUUUUGCCAAGUCGAACACUGUUGUGGGAACGGAAAGUGGUGGGCACUACCAGUGCGAGAGCCUCCCCCCGCCGUUAGACUGCGCAGAAUCGCUGUUGUAUACACGUAAAGCUUUAAGCUACCCCGUAGUGGUAACAUUUAAACCUCGAAAAAGCGGAUCGCGUUCAUUUGGUUGCGCAAGUGACUUGCGUUCCCAAGGUGAUUUGAGCAUAUACCCCGCUCCAUGAGAGAAGUUAUACGCUCCGUGCAUCCGACUGACGCCGACGCCCGGCGUAGCACGGAGUCCCAAUUUAUUCCACUCCUUACCACGACCCCUGCCAAAUUAUCGAACUUUUGACGAUCGUAACCUAACGGGCAAAAGUGGUGGGAGAUGUGCAGCGAUGGACGUAAAACCGUGUAUCAUCUCUUAUGGAGUGGAGUGCAAAAGGUUGCUACCAAUAUCGUAGACUCAAUAAUGCGUUGACACGGUCGGAAGUUAAAGUUCUAACAGUCAUUGUUUCAUUUCUGCCAACCAGAAGUACAAAUACAUCGCCAAUUUGAAUUAUUGGUUUUUCUUCAAGAAAUUAUAAUUAGAUAUCAUGGAUAACAUUCACAGAUACAACAAGGAGCAAUUCUUCUUUUAUGAACUUCUAAAAGAUAUCCAGGAAGAUAUUCAUUUUUUAAAUGAUAAACCAGGCAAAGUGUACAUAACUUUAACAGAACAUUUAAAUAAUGUGAAUGCUAGAGUACCUGAACCAUUUACAGCAGAAGAACUUGUUGACAUGGAAGAAUGUAUAAGAGAUGCAGUGAAAGAUCUGACCGAUCUUGAUCUUAACACUUACCUUUGUACUGGAGUUGUUGUUCUAUCAGAAUAUUUAGAUUCCCCAGAGGAUAUGUUUGAAUAUAUUGGGAAAAAAAAGAGAGGCUUAUAAUUUGAACUUUAAACUUAUUAAAAAGUUUUGUCUUCGUCUUUACUGUAUGUAGUUCAGAAUAAUAAGUGGCCAAGUAGUUACUAUAUAAAAGUAUCAAUGUUUGAAUAUUGAUAAUGAAUCAUGCAUGGGUCCAGAAAUCUGAGAUGGUGGGGGGCUACAUUUUUUUCAGAAAAAAUACUAUUAUAGUUUUAGAACAUAAUGUCAUAAUAGAUUACAGAUAACAUUAAAAAUAAGAUUUAAUAACAUUAUUAAGAAUUUUCUUUAUAUUUAAAAUUUUAAAAUUUUAAGACACUUAAACUAUUUAUUAUAAAAUAUAUAUAUAAACUAAAAUAUAACAUUCCCAAAUAGGGAUUUGUCUCCAAUGAAUCAGUUAAUAUAAUAUUUUAAUAGCAUAGUAAAAAUCCAGAAAAAAAAUUAAGCUCUUUAAUAAUUAUGUAAAUUUGAAUCAACUAAUACUUAAAAAACAAUUUUAAGAUUACUUUAUACAGGAUCUUAAUUAUUUUAUAGUUUUUUUUUUUAGAGUAUAUUUACAAAAUUAGUUUUUAUUAUUAAUUUACAAACAGUAGUAAAUAGCAUAAAUCUAUGCAUAUUCAAAACUAAGAAAAAUAUAUAAAUUAGUUUUAUUAAGUUAUUUAUCCUAAUUAAUUAAUUUUUUCAUUUGAUAUUCAACAAUUGAAAAUAAAAAUUAUUAAUAUUAUACCUAGGUACCUAUAUUUAAUGCAAAAUGAAAAAAAAAUCCAUUUCUUAUGGAAUUCCUAUUUAAAUGUUAUGAACCCAUUAUUAUUUAUAAAUAGAUCUUAUUUAUUUUAAGCUUUUACAAUUCCCAUUCAGUGCAAUAAUGAUUAAUCUUAUCGUAGCAUUAAGUAUUAGUGUCAGUGUUUAGUAUAAAAAAUCCUUAGAAAUAAGAUUUUAAUGAUGUAAUUAAUAAUUAAAUUGCUGUCAACACUGUCUUACAAAAAAUAUAAUGCUUAUAUAUGAAUAAAUGUAUUUAAUUACAAAGGUAUAAAGGAAAAAUCAAACUAACCUAAUAUUAAAAUUGAAUACUUGACCUGAUGAAGGCAUUGUUAAUUAUAAUUAAAUUGCAAAUAUAUUUGCUAUAAAUAUAUGGUUGAAAAUUUAAAUAUAUAUAAAUAUUAUGUUAGUGUAUGAUUAAGUAAUUAAGUAGGCAAGUAUAAUAUUAUAAUGAGAGGCGUAACUAGUAUAUUUUAGUCCCCCUGUCAUAUACUUCUACUCCUAUACUUCCACGAAUGGUAACUAAAUUUACAAAUUCUAAUUUAAAAUUUUAUAUUUUUUUUUUAUAUAAAGUGUGGUAUAGAUUUUAUUACAUACUAAAUAGAUGUUUUCAAUAAAUUUAACACAAAAAUAGUCUUCACCCAGAAUAAUAGAUUUAGGAUUUUAUUUUUGUAACAUUAAUGUAUAAAUGUUUAUACAAAUAACGACUAAGCAGACAAAAAUGGCAGCUCCUGCAGACCGCUAACAACAGAAUCCAAUUUUAUAUUAUAUUAUUAAAAUAUCAUUUAUCAUAAGUACUAUAUAAUAUAAUACUUCAUAAGUACAAUGAUUAUCUGAUGGUUUGUAUUCUGGUCAACAUUGUUAUUAUUAUUAUAAUAAAUUAGUCAAAUUUUGUUUUCAUUUGUUUUUUGGCUUAAAUAAAUAUAAAAUAAAUGGAACUAAA
Acyrthosiphon pisum (pea aphid) is the source of this 2737-nucleotide messenger RNA. RefSeq lists its product as uncharacterized. Bases 730 to 1062 code for a protein of 110 amino acids. The transcript is spliced from 3 exons. Lineage: Eukaryota; Metazoa; Arthropoda; Insecta; Hemiptera; Aphididae. The record is from RefSeq and is a predicted model, not a curated record.